Daldinia decipiens is the source of this 866-nucleotide messenger RNA. RefSeq lists its product as uncharacterized. Bases 308 to 739 code for a protein of 143 amino acids. The transcript has 2 exons. Gene Ontology annotation, molecular function: hydrolase activity, acting on carbon-nitrogen (but not peptide) bonds. Lineage: Eukaryota; Fungi; Ascomycota; Sordariomycetes; Xylariales; Hypoxylaceae. The record is from RefSeq and is a predicted model, not a curated record.
UCUAGGAGCAUUCCGGAUGGAGAAAUACGUGAAUUCCAGUCUCCCGGCGUAUGAGGAGAACCCCAGGCAUGGUACGCUAUUCAAACUAGGCGGUGUCUCGCCCGAUAAUGCCGUUCACAACACGGAUGAAGCAGUCAAGUUCGUGCAAAAUCGAAUCGAUAAAGGGGUCGAACUGCAUCAAGAUCAUCGCUGAUUCCCCAGGCCAUGAGCAAGCUGUUCUAAAUAAAAUUCUUGUCGAGGCAAAAAAGCACGGAAAAAAGACUGCUGCUCAUACAGCUCGGUAUGAUAGUAUAGUAUCGUUGGUAAGAUGAUCAGCCAGAAGACGAUUACGGUACCAACACUAUCGAUGAUAGAAGCCAUGACCAGCAGUUGGAUUGUGUGGAGAAUUAGCUGGGUCAUGGAGGGAUUGAGGGGGAGGAAGUUCCAGUAUUCACUAGAUAGCGUGACGGCGAUGCGCGACGCAGGUGUGCCCAUCCUCGCCGGCAUAGAUGCGAACAACAGCGGUAUCGUCACGAUCGUGGCCGGGAAAUCAUUGCAUCACGAAUUAGAGCUGCUCGUACGUGCUGGAUUAUCACCUGUUGAAGCCCUGAGGGCGGCUACGUCGUUGGCUGCGCAGCAUUUUAAUCUCCCAGGUCGGGGCCGAAUCUCACCUGGCCUUAGGGCCGACCUCGUUCUGGUGGAGGGUAAUCCGGACGAAGGUAUCGAGGGUUUGGAGCAAUGGCGAUCAAGUAGCAGGUAGUUGCGGUGCCACAAGGAACCAUUUUAGGAAGCUGCGCGGUUACCUAUGUAGGUAGAUUCUUCAGCUAGUCAGCUAGUGCGAUAGUGCAAUAGUGCGACGUAUCAUUAACACGGGCGCGAUGGAGGGC